CCUCCUCCCUCAGCCUCGCCUCUACAGUCACAGCUGACGAAGAAGAAGAAGAUAAUGAUGACCAACCUUUUAGCCGCCGACGCUACGCGGAACUUACCAAACAGCUAGCUUAGCUUGGUAGCCUGUCUGCUAGUGUGUUGUCCAUGAAAGGGUUUAUUAUAACGGAGGUUAUGGUGCUGCAGAUCACAGCCAGGGCCUGUAAAUGUAUCACAGUCUUCCAUGGAGUUUAGUUCUUGGCUUUACUUUGCUGUUGUUGCCUGACGAGAAAACCGGAGGUGUGUUUAGCUAGGCUAACAGUUAGCAGGUUAGCUCAGCACAGCGUAGCUACUUAGUGAAGUACUUUGUUCUGGACAGACAGCGUUGUGAUGCGGUUCAUAUUACAGCUCCCUAUGCGAGUCCAGAAAAGGCACUUCACCUGAACCUGGGGCUGUCGAGGAUGUUUGGAGCUUUUCUUGCUCCAUCGUCUGUCCCAAGUCAUCCAUUUAACCAGCCAUGUGUUGUUAAUCCCAAACAAAUCUCUUCUUGGCAACAGAAUGAUAAUUGACCCCACCCAGCCCACAGAGACCAGAACCCUCAAAACAAAGUUAUCUAAAUGAUAUGAUAGUAGCUGCCUGGAUCACUUUCUGUGCCUGCAGGAACCUAGCACAGGUUCUGCUCCUCCUCUCCUCUUCAAACCCCCUGCCUCCAUCCUGGGAGACCCUUGUCAGUGUGGUCUCCAGCCUUGGAACUAUGGGCAACAGCUGUGUAUGCAGAGAGGACAGCGACUUAGAGGACCACCAUCAGGGAUCAUCAUCAAGAACGACUCUAGCACAAGCCAGACGUGUGGAUCACAGUACAUCUGUUGACGCUGGAGACAGAAGCAGUCGACCAAGAGAUCCGGUCCGGCCCCCACGCAGAGGUAGAGGGCCUCAUGAACCUAGACGGAAGAAACAAAACGUUGAUGGCCUGGUGCUGGACACACUGGCUGUCAUCAGGACACUUGUAGACAAUGACCAGGAGCCCCCUUAUUCUAUGAUCACCCUGCAUGAAAUGGCAGAAACUGAUGAUGGUUGGCUUGAGGUGGUCCAGUCUCUGAUACGAGUAAUCCCACUGGACGAUCCGCUCGGUCCUGCAGUUAUCACCCUUUUACUGGAUGAGUGUCCACUUCCAACCAAGGAUGCUCUUCAGAAGCUGUCUGAUAUGUUGAGUCUGAGUGCUGCUGUUGCCCAACAGGAUGCUCUUAACCCUGCUAAACACAGAAACACAACAGCUGUACUGGGAUGCCUGGCAGAGAAACUGGCAGGACCAGCCAGUAUUGGAUUGUUGAGUCCUGGAACCCUAGGGUACCUUCUAGAGAGCCUGAGCUCUGACUCCCACCCUACUGUCAUGUUGUUUGCUCUCAUCGCCCUGGAGAAGUUCUCUCAGACAAGUGAGAACAAACUGACUGUAUCCGAGUCUUCUAUCAGCAAUCGACUUGCUGUCCUGGAGUCGUGGGCAGACCAUCCGGACCACCUGAAGAGGCAGGUCGGCUUCUGUUCACAGUGGAGUCUUGACAACUUGUUCCUAAAAGAGGGUCGUCAGUUUACUUACGAAAAAGUCAACCUAACCAAUAUCAAUGCCAUGCUGAACAGCAAUGAUGUCAGCGAAUACCUCAAGAUUUCGCCUACUGGAUUAGAGGCACGAUGCGACGCCUCAUCAUUUGAGAGUGUGCGUUGUACGUUUUGUGUGGAUUCAGGUGUUUGGUACUACGAGGUGACUGUCAUCACAUCAGGGGUGAUGCAGAUUGGAUGGGCCACCAAAGACAGCAAGUUCCUAAACCAUGAGGGUUAUGGGAUUGGAGAUGAUGAAUAUUCAUGUGCGUAUGAUGGCUGCAGGCAGCUCAUCUGGUACAAUGCUCGAAGUAAACCUCAUUCUCAUCCCUGCUGGAAGGAAGGAGAUGCCAUCGGCUUCUUGUUGGAUCUUAAUAAAAAGCAGAUGAUCUUCUAUCUUAACGGACAUCAGCUGCCGCCAGAGAAACAAGUCUUCUCCUCAGCCACGUCUGGUUUCUUUGCAGCAGCUAGCUUCAUGUCAUACCAGCAGUGCGAGUUUAACUUUGGAGCUAAACCUUUCCGUCACCCGCCGUCUGUCAAGUUCAGCACCUUCAACGACUUUGCCUCUCUGAAACCCAGCGAAAAGAUCAUCUUGCCAAGACACCGGCGUCUGGCCUUACUGAAGCAGGUUAGCAUCCGAGACAACUGCUGCACGCUGUGUUGUGACGUCAUGGCUGACACAGAACUGCGGCCUUGUGGACAUGGGGGUAUGUGUAUGGAGUGUGCCUUACAGUUAGAGACGUGUCCACUAUGUCGCCAAGAAAUCCAGACACGGGUCAGACUCAUUGCACAUGUCUCCUGACAAACUUGCCUCCUGCAAAGAGAAAAUAUUUUCAAAGCCUACAAUCUCCUCCACUUUCAUGCCUCCUAAGGCGCCGCGGUGUUUUAAUGAUGGCAGAACUGUAAGUCUUGGUCAUUAAAGGCAGUGGUGGAGGGGACAUUAGAAGAAAGAAAGAAGACGUGGAAAUCAAACCACAGCUGGAUUCCAGGGAGGUCCUCCUUGAUUUCCUGAAUCUAUUCCUGGUAUUCAUCAGAGGCUGAAACAAGAGUCUGCAGCUUUCUCCCCACAUUCACUUUUUCCAGACAAAAAGUGCGAAUGCACGGAGCAGAGACGAUUUAACCGAAUUACAUUAAGAACCAACUUCUCUUUUAUGUAAACUUAUCCAAACGUAGUCCUUGAGACCCCAGUUGCUGCUCUUGGACUCCAGAUAGGCUACUUCUAUUUAAUCCCAUCAGCAUCUUGCACGUGUCUGCAAUUUUGAGGGCUGGUCAGCAGAAAAGAUGGCAGCCUGUAGUACAAUAUAAAAUCAAAGGUACAAAUAAAUCCAUCAAUAUGCUAAUUAUGAAUUACUGUAAAGGUAGCAUUUCCUUCUUUCUCCAGCUCCUAUUCUUUGACAUCAUCUAUCUUUAUUGGUCAAUGGCCCAAAAACACACGUUGUUUGGCUUAAUAUUAGAGUUUUCCUUUGAUGAAUUGUAAUUCAAAUUCAGUUUAAUAAACUGUAUAAAAUCAGUUAUUAUGAAAAGUUAUUGAAAAAAUAAUUCCUGUCAUACGUACUGCUUGUUCGAACUUUUCAUGCUUCUUGUGUUUGGUUGUCUCGGUUCAGACCGUCCACCGUCUCAUCCAAACAGGAAUUAAAAUAGACCUUUUUUCUGUAGAACCUACCAAGCUGUUCAGCUCAGCUUCCACUGAGAUGAAAUAAUAUCUGAAAAACUGUUGAUUGAGCUGCUCUGUGAGGAUCGCCCCAUAACUAUCUGUCUUAAGUCUUGUUUGUGAUGAAUAACGUUUGUGUGUUAAUAUGGCUGUUUGCCAUCUUCAAGAUGUGGUAAAACUUCCCACCAUAAAUACAUUUCAUUAUUAAUGUCGCUUUAUAGGUUGAACUGCAAGCUGCUUGAAGCAAAUAAUGAAAUGUUGGAGUUGUUUUCCCCCCUUUCAACCUUCCAGGGCCCUCCUGGUACAUGUCAUUGGAGAUCUAAUUAAACCAACACUGUGGCUAUCAUAGGAAAUCCACAGCCCUUGUUAGGGUUUUUUGUUUUGCCUUCAGAAGUCCAGAAGUUAAUUUCUGUUACAUUUGUCCCUCUAUGUGCUCUGAACAUGUCAGUUAACAGUUUGUCCUCCUUUCCAUUCUGUCCAUCUUUUUCUUUACUUGACGCCUCUCUGGGUUUACUGAACUGUUGAAGAAACGGGUCACUAACUUAUUGGACAACAGAAUGUCAUUCAGGAAAACAGCAUUUCAAAUCAUAAUCCUAAAUCAUUUAAAUCGUUAAACAAAAUCCUGCAGAGGCCAGAAACUAUGAAAAGAAUUGAUAAAGUCAUGGAAGAAGAGAGUGAAAUGAAUCGACAUUUGUAUUUCCUGGAGCACCUUACAAGUGGAUGUGAGAGAGAAGCUCUCUGUGGUUGAAAACAAAGUUCAGAAUUGAUGUAAAGAUUGAUUUGUGACUUGUAUUUAAAACAUUUAUAAAGGAAUUAUGAUCCAGAGUUCCCAAAGAUGUGAUUUAUUAAGAGAUUGUUGUUUCUUGAUUUGUGAUAUUUGUAAUAAAUGUAUGUUAAUGUGA
Molecule: messenger RNA, 4121 nt
Organism: Girardinichthys multiradiatus
Lineage: Eukaryota; Metazoa; Chordata; Actinopteri; Cyprinodontiformes; Goodeidae
Gene: rspry1
Product: ring finger and SPRY domain containing 1
Exons: 15
Coding region: 598-2370 (590 amino acids)
Cellular component (GO): cytoplasm
Molecular function (GO): ubiquitin-protein transferase activity; protein binding
Source: RefSeq, a predicted model, not a curated record